Molecule: messenger RNA, 3044 nt
Organism: Cladophialophora immunda
Lineage: Eukaryota; Fungi; Ascomycota; Eurotiomycetes; Chaetothyriales; Herpotrichiellaceae
Exons: 3
Coding region: 839-1420 (193 amino acids)
Source: RefSeq, a predicted model, not a curated record
UGAAUGCAACACAGACGGUGGAGGCCCAUUGAGCACAAAACGCGCACACUCGAGUGACAAUGCUUUGGUUUCCGCCAUCCCACAUUCUAUGAAUGAGAUAAUCCGGAGAAGCAUUCCCGCACCAGCGGUCAGGGUACCUAAGGUCCGGCUGCCGCGCGGAGCCGCCUUGACCUUUUGUCACUACCUCCGUUAUUAUUUUGCAAAAGCAAUGUGAUCGGCAGCCUUGCAUCGAGCUACGCGGCGUGGAGGCUGGACGGUCAUCUUCCGCCUUAUGGCGCACGGUGCGAUCUACUUUGUUUGGAAGGAGGUGGGUCAUGGCCUAGAUUGGUAACACGAUGCGUCCAGAACCAAAGACCGCUCGCCCAAAGUCGCCAACUUCAAGUCCCGUCGAACCAAAGGCUGACUGCGAGAUGUUUCUAAAGUGUACGAAACUCCGAAACCACCCAAAGCCCUUCUCUCCACCAAACAGUUGUGGCACCAUGUGCAAGGUGAAAUGUGUUCGAUUGGACAAGAAACAAAAGAUCGGUGCAUUGCGUGCUCGUGUUGGUCACAUGGUGCUGCAAAAGCUCCCUUGUUCGUGUUGCGCACGGGACAGAUCUUGUGAGUGCGUGCUCCUCACUCUUGCUCCCUCUCACAGACUUUACCAGAGUAAGACAUCUCCGCCGUGUUUGCCUACAAGUACCUGUUUCUGCAGAAUGAGCGCGCUACAUUGUUCGCUGACAAAGCUGCGAAUACCUUGUCAGUGCCGGUUUCGUCUGUCGACAUUCUAGUUGCUGACCACAACGGUUCUAAUUUUGAGCAUCUCCAUCCUAUCGAUAGGAGAUGAAAGACGGCUUUCAUGAAACUACUUCCCUCCACAAGGACUUGGCUUUCUAGAUCGGAUGAACCACACCACCGUCUCGAGCAACACUGGAGCAGCAAUUGGUUAGAACUGCGACGGUCACAGCCUCGACCUCCGUCAGAUGACUUGUGGCGCAAAGCGACGAUAAGGGUUCGAGUCGAGUUUUGCAGCCAACAGGAAGAAUGUAAUCCCAUUCGGUUUCGAAGCGUGAGCGGGACAAUAUUGAGUCGCUCGCAGAAGUGGAUUGCUGCUGUGCCGGCAUUGUUUCGUCCAAGUUUCCAAUCCCAGACACAAAACGCUUACAAGGCUAUCCUCGACAGAGAAGACAAUGUCAGUAUCCGUCGGACGUGGGCAGAUACGACAAUCCCAAGCACCACCGUUGUCGUGCCUUCUCCGCAAUCCGGGUAUCGUUACCUGCAGCUCGAAAAUCUGAUACCCAACGCCGAGACGUUUCGAUUCUUGCGCGUGGUCUGUUCCAUCACACCACCCGCACCAGUUCCUACCCUUCCGUGGUCUUCCAGAGAGUUAUCUCCUAGCCGAUCCUCGGGCAUCAUCCUCGCGCUAUUGCCGGCUGACUAACAUGGAGCUUUUCACUUGAGAUCGCGUCCCUUGCAGCCUCGUAGGACCGACCCGGGAUACUAGCGAUGUCUUCCGUAACGGGAGCUGUUGAGCUCGACCUUGGUUCAUGCUCUGCUGUGACGAGCGGUGGGAAUUGACAACAAGUGGCAGAAUUCACUGUGCCGGAGCCGCAACCGCCGGGUUCCCUUGCACCCCGGCGCUGUCGCAAUAUCAACGUUGGUUAGUCACGGCAAACCAGACGCAUUGACCAACAACGAAUGAUUCCAUUCCACAAGGGGGAAGUUGUUCCCCGGUCUUCGACAAGAUUUUCCACGACAGAGGGCCAUGAAGACCCCUUUUCACAAACAAAGCCGGACGAAAGAUCGCAGAGAUCUAGGUAUUGGACCGUUUCCGCGCGCUCUUCCAAUCCCCUCUCCGUGCUAAGGAGAAGCGAAAUGGGCCUGCUACCUGGAACCGCUCGCUGACCCGCCCUCGAUAGACUGACUAUCACAACCUCUGUGAAAAACCAACCAACCACGGAAAUUCCCCCUUUUCUUGGGUUCCGGGAACAGCCAUAUUCUCGAGGAAGUCGAAGACGAACUGCAGCAUAAGGACAAACAAGGGUGACAGGAAGGAGAGCUGAGCGCAAUCUAUGAGAAGUACUCAAUGCUCGAGACUCGACGGUCGAAUCGUUACAUCCACGUUUAUGUACAAGAUAUUCCUCUCACUACGAAAAUUCCACCCGCUUGCUAUGCACGGAAUACCAGUACACCAUCUCUGACAAUCCCCCAAGGCACGCGUGUGACAGCUAUGCAACACUCUUUCAUCUCUCCUUCAGGCGCUGCUCGUCGCAAAACUUGUUCGUUUGCUACCAUGGGCACUUCAAUCUUUGACUUGUCCACUACGACGCGAACCUGGCUGAGCUGACGAGAAGUUCGAAAACAUUGGCAGGCGGAUCCGGCCGUCUCCUGUCGAAGCGAUGAAAACGUUCUGAAGCUUGUCCGCGGCGAGCAAGGACGCUUUAUUUCGGGGCUGCGAGGAAGUUUCAACGGCACCGCUCACGGACUUCUUUUUUGGUCUGAGCGCUCUGCUCUAACCUUCGAUCAGUCGGAUUGUAUAAACCUUGCCCUCCGGAGCGUGUUCGAAUCAGACGUUCACCCACAGAAAUCGUUGGAUGGCCAAUAUAUGGGUCGCUGAUCUUUCGCGGGAGUAACACAUCGCGGCGAACCUUCUCCAGUAUCUGAAGAAGCUUUCUUUCCUUAUGACGCACUCGACGAUUGAUUUCCUUUGCUUCUUGGUCCUGUUGUUUCUCUGUUGCGCCAGGAACCCUAGCGAUUUCUCCUUCGUAAAGUUCUGCUUGACGUAUCUCACGCGCUUCCGCCACCGCACUGAAUGAUUUCUUGUCGCCUGCCUCGCGUCGUACAGCAUCUUCGAUCCCGACUACUUCUGUGGCGGGGAUGUGGUCCGCUGGUGAUUUGCUUCCCAAUACACCGGACCGAUCCGGCUCAGCGAAUUCUCGAGGCUGUUUUGGCGGGUCAGCCCUGAUCUUCCUUCCGCGAAGGAGGACACCUUGGAUUCGGUCUCUAUGAUAAGGCAUGCUUUGGACAAAGCGACAGGUUUGAGGGGCGACCUUCCGAAGCGCCAU